UUCUUCGCCACGCUGCUGCUGCUGCUGCUGCUGCCGCCGAGACGAUAGUUUCAAAAGGCAUGGCCCACCACGUCAUCAGGUGGGAUCCGACCUGGCUAUCCGCUGCCCUCUUGCCUUGGAAACGGAAGAAUGCAUCGAUCUUGAGGCAAUUAUCAGUGAUUUAUGCCCGUCCGUCCAUUGUCCUUGUCUUUUGCUAGCGGAUCUAGAGACGCAGCGGGUCGGAUCAGCGCGUAAACCCGUUUGUGAUUCGUUAAUCCUCGUGUUCCCUUGCUUUUAUAUUCCAACGUUUUGGCUCGAUUCUCUAAACUAGAGAUUCAAAACACACACACACACACAUCCACACUUCUUCUUCUCUUGUGGCUUUUUUUGUUUGUGGUUGGUCUUUUGGUUGGUUUUAUGAUGGCGCAAAGGCAUCUUCGGCAGCUGUUGAGAGAGAAGCAGGAACCGUUCGUUCUCCAGAGCUUCAUUGAAGAGCGGCGUGGCCAGCUCCGGCAGAGCUCAGUGCUGAACAAACAAGUUUUGUUCUCUAAAAAUCCCACAUUUUCUUCAAAUCCAUCACAAAGUCCCUCCUUUACACCAACUCAUACAAAGAGAUCUCCUGUUUUCGAUUUAGACGUGAAGUGUCCGUCUUUUGGGUUAAAACCAGUGGCUUACUUGAUACUUGAUGCUGCUCUGAGAGUUGAGGAGAAGCAGAGCAAGAGCAGGCGUGGAAACUCCAUUAAAGGUCUCAGCUUUGGGUUCUUUGGGUCAAUUUUGAAGAGAUUAGCGUUGCGGAAACGGGGACGUGAGAUUGACGGGGAAGAGAUGAAGGUAUCGGUGAAGGAUAUAUUAGGAUGGGAUUCCUCUUAUCCGAGAAUUCGCCGGAGAAAAUUUCAAGUUGCUAACCGCCCAGGUUACUCUAGCUUUCGAGGCAAAGUUGAUGAACUGGAGAAGAACGUGUUCAGAGCAAUGACAUCUAGUAAUCUUCAAGGACGAUGUUCGUUGGUCGACGUGAAGGACAUGCUUUGCUUGACCAGUUCACCGGAGUGCUCUCCGGGAAGCCGGAAAACAGAGGUGUUUGGUGGCACGAGGCCAGAGAGGAAAGAGCAGAGUGAGGUGGAGCAUGAGGAGAAAGAGCCACAGUUGAGCCCUGUCUCCGUGUUGGACCCCAGCUUUGCUGAGGAGGAUGAAGAGGACCACAGCCCUGAGUGCUCUAAUGCAGAAAGUACGAGACAGGCUGGCAGGCUUGAAAGGUUGGCUGCCAGUUUACUUCCCAUAGAGCUGGACCAGCUUUUGGCAUUGGAACAAGAUGAUGAGAUUGAGGAUAUGAAGCUCAUUGCAGACAUAACUGAUGAAGAGAGACAGUUUCUGUUAUUGAAAUCCUGCAAAUUGGAUGAAAGAGGAUUGUUGGAGAGAGUGUGUAAGAGAUUUGAGGCAUGGAAGGAAGCUGGGCAUUGCACUAUUGACAUGAUGGUGGAGUUGGAUUUUGGACUUGAUAGUGCAAUGUGGAAGAGGUGUGAGGAACAGAUGCCUGAGAUUGCAACUGGGAUUGAGAUUUCUAUUUUUGACUUGUUAGUCUAUGAGCUCUUUGACGAACUUGUUUUCUGAUUUAAUUUUAUGUACAUUUAUCAUUUAUGCGCCACGUUUAGCUGUUUUUUUUUUCCUUGUAGUGAAGGAUGGUGAGGACACCUUGUUUUCUCAUCUCUUAUGAUAUCUUUAUUGUAUUUCUUUUU
Molecule: messenger RNA, 1712 nt
Organism: Dioscorea cayenensis subsp. rotundata (Guinea yam)
Lineage: Eukaryota; Viridiplantae; Streptophyta; Magnoliopsida; Dioscoreales; Dioscoreaceae
Exons: 3
Coding region: 397-1587 (396 amino acids)
Source: RefSeq, a predicted model, not a curated record